AUCACAAAUUCGAUUUUUCAUCUCUCUUCUUCCUCUCCCUCCUCUCGCAAACCACGCUUCUUCUGCUUCCUUUCUCUCCGUUCAUCUUCUUCCUCUCCGGUGACGUUCGUGAAUGGUGGAACCUACUCCGAUCGGUGAUAAUAAUCUUAUGCACAUCCCUUCAUCUUCAGACUCUGUUUUCGCUUUCGGAUCUUGCAAAGAAGGCUGGUACUACCGUUGCCUCGGCCUCGACCCCGUGAAAGAAGAUGUUGAUGUACAACAAGCAGAAGAAGAAGAAGAGAGAGACGGUUACUAUUAAGGGGAACCGGAUCUUAAUCAGCGUCGCGUUUCUCGGUAGCGCCGGUCCGAUCCGGUUCGUGGCUUACGAAGGAGACCUCGUCGCUAAUGUGAUCGACACUGCUCUUAAAUGUUACGCUCGGGAAGGUCGGCUUCCGGUUCUUGGAUCCGACUUUAACGAUUUUCUUUUCUAUUGCCCCAUGGUUGGACCUGAAGCUUUGAGUCCAUGGGAAGCGAUUGGGUCGUUGGGAGCGAGGAACUUUAUGCUGUGUGAGAAACCAGAGGAGGAGGAGAAGAAGAAGGUUGAGGAAGAAGACAGUGGAAGAUCGAGUUUCCCCAUUAAUGGGGCUAGGAAAAGAAGCUUUAGGGCUUGGAUUAACAAAUCUUUCAGUCUUAAAGUCACUACUCAUUAGACUUUGUGUUGUCUUAAUGUAACCUUGAAUGUUCGAGAUUAUUGGGUUUGUGUCUUUUUCUUGUUCUUUUUUUAUUUCUUGUUUUUGAAAUAAUGAUUUGUUUCUAGCUAAUGUUCAAAUUGAAACAUGCGUCUUUGUAAUAAAUUUACAAGUUCUCGUU
Brassica oleracea var. oleracea is the source of this 849-nucleotide messenger RNA. RefSeq lists its product as uncharacterized. Lineage: Eukaryota; Viridiplantae; Streptophyta; Magnoliopsida; Brassicales; Brassicaceae. The transcript is spliced from 2 exons. The record is from RefSeq and is a predicted model, not a curated record. Bases 246 to 689 code for a protein of 147 amino acids.